Messenger RNA from Pungitius pungitius (ninespine stickleback), 2147 nucleotides. RefSeq names its product sterile alpha motif domain containing 14 (gene samd14). The transcript is spliced from 10 exons. Gene Ontology annotation, biological process: neuron projection development; calcium-mediated signaling; actin filament organization. The record is from RefSeq and is a predicted model, not a curated record. The coding region runs from base 69 to 1199 and encodes 376 amino acids. Gene Ontology annotation, molecular function: actin filament binding. Gene Ontology annotation, cellular component: dendrite; cytoplasm; actin cytoskeleton. NCBI's taxonomy places the organism in Eukaryota, Metazoa, Chordata, Actinopteri, Perciformes, Gasterosteidae.
GGAGGAGGAGGCAGAGAGGGAGACGUGUCAUGACAACCGUCAGGGAGAGAUAAAGUUUCAUCUGAGACAUGGCUGAAGACCUGGAGGACACUGGCAGUGUGUUUGACCUGAAUGAGGUCCCGGAGACGGAGCUGCUGGACAACAGCAUCCAGAAGUGCCGCGCCCAGCUGUCCAUUAAAGCCAGAAGGCCCCGCCCCUCCAUGUCCCGUUACCGUGACAGUGUGAGCUCCACGGAGGGCGACGAUAGCAUCGAGAGAAAGGUGCCUCACUCUCCAGUGGACGAAGGUGCCUCAUUGGCUGCCCUCCCGAGGGGGCGGUACCAUCAGCUGACCAACGCCACCUCACAGGAGGCCCUGGCGACUCCAAGCAGUUCGCCCUCACGGUACUGCCCCUCCUCCGACUGCUCCCGAGUCUACAUGAGGAGGAGCAGGAGGCCCGACAGCGAAGUGUUGGUUUCUGAUUCGAGUCGGGACACCAGUCCGGCUGAUCCCGACAGUCCGACCGUUGUCUUCGAUAAGAAAACCAAGCGACGUUUCCUGGAUCUUGGGGUGACUCUCAGACGUUCAUACAUCAGAGUGAGGAAGGAUAAAUCCAACAGGCUCUCUGUGGGCAGCCGAGAGACGUCUGAGAGUCCGCCUCGCUCCUCCGGAUCCUUCGUCCCCUUCUCCUGGUUCACUGAGGGACGAGGAUCCGCCUCCUCCUUCAGAAGUCCCACCCCUUCCCCUAAGGUCUCCAUGACGACCAGAACCCCGACCCCUCGUAGGUCCCUCUCCCAGGAGUCGGCUCUCAGUGAAGAGUUCUCUCCACCUCUGCCUGACUCCUCCUCUUCCUGUCCUGGUGUUGACUCCUCCUCCUCCAGAUCCUCCCACCCGUACCACACACUGUCUCAGUCCUCUGAUGAGCCCUUUGAAGACUCGUCCUGUCCAGCGUCGUCGUGGACGACCCAGCAGGUCUGUCAUUGGCUUCGAGGACUCAACAUGGAGCAAUAUGUCCAAGAAUUCAGUGCGAGAGACGUUGGCGGAAAAGAGCUGCUACAGAUGGACGGCAACAAGCUAAAGGCUAUGGGUGUGGUCAGCUCCUCUGAUCGAAGCACUUUGAAACGUUGCAUCAAAGAUUUUCAAUCUGUAGUAGAGAAAGAAAGAAAAGUUCUGAGACAGAAAGAAAAACAAAGAAGAGACAACGAACAUCGUAGGAACUGACCUCCGCAACUUAGCCUGUGUCUUCGUCCUUCUGGAUUCUGUACAAAAGAGGCGACAUUGUUCAACCUUGAUCUUACGGUGUUCCUAAAGGAAAAAGAGUCCAGAGGAAACAUCAUUUGACAUAUUCAAAAUUCAGUUUUACCUCUGAUCAGCAGAUUCUGCAUUAAGCCCCGCCCCCUUUGAAAGACACCCUUUGACCACUCCCUCACCUGAUGUGGGGGCUGUUCUGCAAUGUCUUCAAGGAGGCGGGGUCUGACUGUGUGGAAGAAGCUGACUGGAUUCGAAAUGACCUCCUUAAAUCUAUUCCUAAAUGCUAUUGCUUUACCUCUGGAAAACGUGAUGGGGUCAAGGAUAGAUGGUUAGAAGAGUUCAUAAAAAAACAGUAUUUAGGGACUCCGACCCCACUCACUUAGCUACGUAGCACCAGCGGCUGUUUGUCUGAUGUUGUUACUGCAGCAGAAGUGAUUUAAUGUAAAAACGACAUUCUGUUGUCAGAUUGAAACUAAACAAUUGUUUCAGAUUGUUUUUGAUUGUUUCAGAAGUGACCUUUGACCUCUAUAGUCAAAUCCUUUCAAUAAACAUUUCUGAGAGAAACAUUUUGUGGUUAUCUUUUAACUCAAUAAGUUACUUUAAAUUAUAAAGUGAUAAGUAGAUAGUUAACUAUUUCUAAAACUUCAUUUUACACUGGUUACCCUUUGUAGCUCUGGAGACCUACAAGCUAGCUAGCUCGCUAGUCAAAAGAAAUUUGUUCUUUCGAUCCAAAACCUUGAUUUGUUUCCGGUCACAUGACACAAUGUAAUAAGUUGUCUCUGAAGCUGAAUAGAACGCACCCCAAGAUAACAAACAACAAUAUUAGGAAAAUAUGUUUAUUAUAAAAUAUUAUGAAUAGACAACAAACACAAUUCAAUAAAAUUAGUUUCUUGGUCCAACAAAUAAAUACAGUAAAUA